GUGUGACGGAAUCUAAACAGCCACGUAGCUGAAGCAGGGAGGAGAAUCGGCGCUCAGGUGGAUGGACUGAUUCGGUACCUGCGCCCCCAGCAGACAUGCGGUGAGAGAGGCGCGGUCGAGACGUCGCUCCUGUCCAUGGGAGUCCGAGAGGAAUCUAACAAAGCCGUAUAAAGAUGGAAAAUGGAAACACAGACGCGGUACCAGCGGAGACCAGCGCGGCCCAGCGGCCGGACGCAGACGCCCAAACACUCGCUGUAAAACCGGGAGAGCUCAGAGACGCUCGGGAUGCUGGGAAAUUCCCUAACGGUCACGUCGGGGCGGGGCCGCUGCAGAACGGAUCUCCUGGGUGUGAGGCGGGACACAGCAGCUCCUCUCCUGCUCCAGGUGUGGAAUCGUUCACUGACGGCCUAGAGAAGCCCGAGGGCUCGGCCUUACAGUCGCUCAGACUCAGUAUCCCAAUGCAGGAGACCGAAAUGUCGCUCGAGCCCUCUCUGGAGAUGGAGAACGAGGAGAAGAUCCGUCUGGACGCCCGGCGGCGCCUGGAGGAGCAGCUCAAGCAGUACCGCGUCCAGAGACAUCAAGAGAGAUCCCAUCGUUCCUCCCCCAGGUCUCGCCCCAGCAGCACCCUGGACCCGGAGCUCAUGCUGCACCCGGACGUGCUGCCCCGGGCCUCCACCGUCGCCAUGACGACCGAGUACUCCUUCCUGCGCACCAGCGUUCCCCGCGGACCCAAACUGGGCAGCCUGGGCAUCCCCCCCGCCAAGGACCGGAAGCCCAAAACACCCAAACCCGGGAGGAUCCACUCGCUGGCCGACUACAGAACCCCGGACGUGCCGGGUGACCAGACGACAUCAUCGGCGUCAUCGUCGGGGGGCGUGUGUGUGGGCGGGGUCUCGGAGGGAAGCCCGAGCUCCGUCUCUACGGUCUCCAUGCUGUCGGAAACCAGCGUCAUCGGCGCGGAGGGUGAGGGGAACGGUCCGGACGCAGGGUCGGCCGGCGGGGCUCCAGCAGAGUACGCCCUCGUGGGGCGCUACCCCUCUCUGAGGGAGGUGCUGCAAGCAGCCAAUGAGGAGCUGGAGCUGGAGAAAGAAGGCGCGGCUCUGAUGCAGGCGGCCAACGAGGAGCUGGAGAGUGAACCACGCAGCCGGCGGGACAGCUUCUCCAGCACGGUCUCGUAUGGAAGCUCGGUGAUGGGGACCCACGACGAGCUGCUGCAGGUUCUGAAGGACAAGAUGAGGUUGGAGGGCCAGCUGGAGUCUCUGUCCUCCGAGGCCAAUCAGGCCCUGAAGGAGAAGACGGAGCUGCAGGCGGAGCUGGCGGUGCUGGACGCCCGUCUGCGGGCCCAGUGCGAGGAGACCCGGCUGGGUGCGGAGCGCCAGGCCUCCCUGACCUCGGAGGUGUCGUCCCUGCGCUCGGAGCGGAGCGGCCUGGAGCGGGGCGUGGCCGAGCUCAGGGCUCAGCUGGAGGAGAAGGACGCCGGCCUGGAGUCGCUCUCCAAAGACCUGCAGCUGGCCGAGCAGCAGUACCAGAGGCUCAUGGGAAGGGUGGAGGAGAUGCAGCAGGGUCUGAGCUCCAGGGACAGCACAGUGAGCGAGUUGCGGCAGCAGUUGAGCCGUCUGCACUCUCAGCUGCAGCAGACGGAGACGGAGCGCGGCGCCCUGAACUCGCGGCUGCAGACGUCGCAGGCGGAGGUGCAGUCGCUGCAGCAGCUGCGCACCUGGUACCAGCAGCAGCUGGGCGUGGCGCAGGAGGCCCGGGUCCGGCUGCAGAGUCAGAUGGCCACCAUGCAGGCGGGUCACAUGACCCAGAACGACGUGCUGGAGAACCUGAAGAUGGAGAACGUCAGUCUGUCCCACCAGCUGACCGAGAACAAGCACCGCUCCAUCAAGGAGAAGGAACGCAUCGCCGUCCAGCUGCAGAGCAUCGAGGUGGACAUGCUGUCCCAGGAAGCGACCAUCCACCAGAUCCACGAUGCCAAGACCCUGGUGGAGAAGGACCUGCAGCAGAAGCUGGAGGAGUUUGAGGAGGAGAGAGAGCAGCUGCUCAAAGCUGCCAACAGAGCUGCAGCCCUGGAGAGAGAGCUGGAACAGGUGAGGGUGAUGUUGGGUCAGAAGGAUGCUCAGCUCUCCGAGUUCCAGCGUGAGCACGUGGAGCUGAUGAAGAAGCUGACGGAGACGCAGGACGCCCUCCAGAGUAAAGAUCAGGCGCUGCAGCUGAUGGAGGCUCGUCACGAGCAGCUGCAGACCGAGCUGGACGAGCUGCAGUCCGACUCCUCCGCCCGGGACGAGGAGCUGCGCCUCCUGCGCGAGCAGAAGAUCGUCCUGGAGGUGGCGCUGCGGGCGGCGCGAGAGGAACGGAGCCAGCUGGGCGACGGGGCGGAGAGACUCGGGCAGGAGGUGCUGGACUCGUCCGAGGCUCUCCAGCAGCUCAGGCAGGACGUGCAGGUGAAGACCACACAGAUCGAGUCGCUGCAGCAGGAGAACGUCUCCCUGAAGAAGCAGGCUCAGAAGCUGAAGGAGCAGUUCAGUCAGCAGAAGGUGAUGGUGGAGGCGUACAGGAGGGACGCGGCCUCCAAGGAGCAGCUGAUCUCCGAGCUGAAGGCCUCCAAGAAGCGCCUGCUGUCCGAGGUGAAGGAGCUGAAGGAGGAGGUGCAGCGGCUGGACCAGGAGAAAAUUAGCUCCCGGCAGGAACAGGAGCGCCUCCUGCGGGAGGUGCAGAGAGUGCAGGAGCAGAUGAGCAGCCUGGAGGAACAUCUGCAGGAGGUGCAGAGCGAGAGAGACCAGCUCGACACCCAGCUGCAGUCCGUACAGUUUGAUCAGAACCAGUUGGCUGUGGUGAGUGAGGAGAACCAGGUUCUGAGGAAGAAGGUGGAGGAGAUGCAGAACGAGGCUAAGACGGCCAUCACGGAGCAGAAGGUGAGGAUGAAGAGGUUUGGGACGGACCUGACCAGCGCUCAGAAGGAGCUGAAGGUGAAGCACAAGGCCUACGAGAACGCCGUCAGCAUCCUGAGCCGACGCCUGCAGGAGGCUCUCGGGGAGAAGGAGACGGCCGAGGCCGAGCUGGUCAGGCUCCGGGCGCAGGUGGACCAGGGGGGCAACGACCAGGCGCUGCAGGUGAAGGUGGACUCCCUGCAGGCGGAGCUGGACUCGGUGCUGAGCAGUAAGUCUCUGCUGGAGAAGGAGCUGCAGGAGGUGAUCAGCCUGACCAGCACUGAGCUGGAGGAGUACCAGGAGAAGGUCCUGGAGCUAGAGGACGAGCUGCAGGAGGCGCGAAACUUCAAGAAACGCAUCCGCCGCCUGGAGGACGCCAACAAGAAGCUGGCGCUGGAGCUCGAGCACGAGAAGGGCAAGCUGGCCGGGCUCGGGCAGUCCCACAAUGCACUGCGGGAGCACGCCAACGUCCUGGAGGCCGCCCUGGCCAAACGAGAGGCCGACCUGGUCCAGCUCAACCUGCAGGUCCAGGCGGUGCUGAAGAGGAAGGAGGAGGAAGAUCAGCAGAUGAGGAACCUGGUCCGGACUCUGCAGGACGCUCUGGAGAAGGAGAAGAUCAAAGUCAAGGAGCUGACCGAGCAGGUCGCCGAGGCUAAGCUGGAGGCGGCUCAUAACCGGCGGCAUUACCGCGCGGCCGUGCUGGAGCUGAGCGAGAUCAGGAAGGAGCUGCAGACCAAAGAGGAGCUGCUGAGAACCCUGCAGGAACACGCCAGCAGACUCGAAGCUCAGGACGCUCAGCGCUCACAGGAGGUGUCCCGAUUCGAGUCGGAGCUGGCCGAGGCUCACACACAGCUGCAGAUCCUGCAGAAACAGCUGGACGACGAGCUCAACAAACAACCACUCAUCAACCAGGAGGUGGAGGAUCUGAAGUGGGAGGUGGAGCAGAAGCAGCGUGAGCUUGAUGCACAGCGCCACCAGGUGGAACUCUCAGAGAUCUCCAACCAAAAAGAGCUGGACACUGUACAGGAGACGCUGCAGAGGGUCCGGGUGGAGCUGGAGAUGGUGCAGGAGGAUCUGACCAGCACCAGGAAGGACAAGUUCGUCCUGCAGGCCAAAGUGGGCGAGCUGAGGACCAGCAUGAAGAACCUGCUGCAGCAGAACACCCAGCUCAAGCAGGAGCUCAAACACACGCGCACACGCAAGAGGAUGGAGGUGAGGUCUGACUCCGCCCCUUUGACCCCGGUCAAGAUCCCAGACUGUCCGGUCCCCGCGUCCCUAUUGGACGAGCUGCUGAAACCCUCCACCUCCGUCAACAAGGAACCGCUCAACAACCUGCACAACUGCUUACGGCAGCUGAAGCAGGAGAUGGACAGUCUUCAGAAGCAGAUGGAGGAGCACACGGUCACGGUGACGACCUGGGUCUCGGCGGAGGAGGAGCUUCAGAGGCUGGGUAUCCACGACAACAGGAGCUCAUCCAAAGAGGACGAGGAGGCAGAAGUGAAAGAGCUGGCGUCAUCAUGAGUGUGUGUGUGACUUUUAAGGACGGUUUUAUUUUGCUUUGCUAUCUGACGCCCAUAUUUGGUCGCGUCCCAUCUUUAUUUGUUUGUUUGUUUUAUUUAUGAUGGUUGUUGGGCUAGAACUCGCCAAAAAUCUGGCAGGCGUGGGGCGGCCGGCGUUCGGUCAGAUUCACUGCGGUCAGGACCAGGAUUGUUAGGGUGUGACGCUUCGCUCUGUCUGUACGCUCCUUCCUACAGACAUCACUGCGUUGUCAUGGUUACUGUAGUACAAAAACAACGAUUAUCACCCCGUCAGUGCUCGUCCCAAUACUUUUGCUCACAUGCUCACAUCCUGAGCUGCUGUAAAUGACCCAACCACACUGUAAUCUCAUCACCAUCUUUACCAUUCCACCUUAAGAGCAUCGGUUCCAUCUUAAGAGCACCUUCCCAUAAAUGUAUUAAUAUUUCUGCAGCUUUUAUAUCCCCCCCAAAACCCCAAAAAAGGUCCAAAUCGGCGGUACCGGAGUGUUCCGGAACCCUAGAGGAGGUCCAGAUUUUGGAUGUGCACCCCUCAGGUUCCACUCAGCCGCACGUAUCAGACCGGACAGUAGGUGUCAGUGUUGCAGCAGCAGAAACAAUGUCUUCAGUUCCUUUUAAAGCUCUGGAAGCCUAGUAGAUGGAGCUUUUGGCUGUCAAUCGGAACAUUGUGGGUUCGGAUCCCGUCUCUGCCUUGUAGCCAGUGUUGGGCCCUUGAGCGAGGGUUAGGGGUGCUGUACAGUGACCCCCAGCUUCCAAACAAAAACGGUUUUAUCCUACUAAGCAUGUUCAUAUAUUUAUACAUGACAGUUACAGCCCUUUAAUUCUACUCUGUUCUAUUGAGUUCUAUUUUAUUCUAUUUCCCCUCACAGAGAGAAUAUGUGACUCUGGUGUAACUGGAGGUUUUUCUUCCGUUAAUUUUAUUUUUGCGUUUUAAAAACAUCACUCAAGUAAAUCAUAUAAAUCUGAGUCUGAAUGGAAACUGGUGUAACUGGUGUAACUGGUGUAACUGGUCCUGGUGGACGGAACGAGGGAUUUAUUUAAAGGGAACAAGGUUCAGAUCUCCUGACUGAAGCGCUGCUCUGGUCCUGAUUCUGGAGCUCUGUGCACGUCUGUGUGGGGGGUCUGGACGAGGGUCAGUGUGGGUAAAAGGCGUUGUUUUUAGGGCUACUCUCUAUACUGUUCUAUAGGUAAACAAGUGUUUGAGUGUGUGACGGUGUGCACCUCCGUGUGUGUGUGUGUGUGUGUGUGUGUGUAUAACUGUAUUUAUAAUGUAAAUGAAAUGUAAUGACCUGAUGUUGCACAACUGACAGAAAAGAUGUAAAAUAUUGUUGAACUUAUUUCUGUUUUUGGUUUCUUUGCUGUUCAUGAUGGCGUUUGCACCAGAGAAGAGAUUUUAUUCUGAGUUGUUUAUAUGUAAAUGAUCCUGGCUGUUAAAAUACGGACGUGUGUCGUCAUAUCUUAAACCUCCACGUCUCUUUAAAUCAGGCGUGUGCUGAGUAUCACCUUCAGUUCCAUUCUCACACAUGGACUUGUGCUUCCGAGACAUAAAGUGGAGCCUCACUGACUCCCUGCCACGGAUGGCUGUGGUGCAGUCUGAUACCGGCCUGACGGCUCCACAGAAUCUGUCGUCUGUUACUGAAUGGAUUUUGUAUCACUGUUAUUAUUAUUAAUCCCACCUGACGCUGAUGGAGUUUAUAAUAAUGUCAUUAUGAUUAUUAUGACACAGUGUGAUCUAAUGGAAGCACACGCCUGAUUUAAAGCUGCUCUCCUGUCAUUAAUAAAAAGCUUUCAGGUCCUGAUAUAUAAACCGCUAAUCUAAAUGAGCAGAAAUAUUCAUGCAUGUUUCAUUAUUGGUGUGAGUUCCUGGACUGAUCCGCCACGGACGUGUGGACACUCAGAUAUCCAACAUGCAAUAAUUCAGGAUGUAAUAAUAAUAAAAUAAUAUAAAUAAUAAUUAUAAUGAUGCAGGUGAUUUUGCUGCUGAAAUUGAACUGUGGGUUCGUUCUGGUUGGGCUUGUUUGUGUUUCUGCACUUUUCUGUACUGUUACUGUUUGUAUGGAUCUUUGCUAUAACUGAUGUGUAUAUGAUGAUGAUGAUGCAUCUGCAGACCUGCCAUGUUCUUUUUGUUCUGUUUUCUUUUUAAACCUCACCUCUGUAUGACUGCAAAUAAGACCCGGUCCCAAUAUAUUUGCAAACGCUCA
Molecule: messenger RNA, 6666 nt
Organism: Trichomycterus rosablanca
Lineage: Eukaryota; Metazoa; Chordata; Actinopteri; Siluriformes; Trichomycteridae
Gene: golga3
Product: golgin A3
Exons: 24
Coding region: 174-4451 (1425 amino acids)
Source: RefSeq, a predicted model, not a curated record